This is a messenger RNA of Onychomys torridus (southern grasshopper mouse), 3794 nucleotides long. It is a transcript of the gene Plekhm3, whose product is annotated as pleckstrin homology domain containing M3. The record is from RefSeq and is a predicted model, not a curated record. NCBI's taxonomy places the organism in Eukaryota, Metazoa, Chordata, Mammalia, Rodentia, Cricetidae. The transcript has 8 exons. Bases 436 to 2718 code for a protein of 760 amino acids.
CGGGUCUGGCUGCCGGGCUGCCGCGGGGAAGCAUUUGAACGUGGGACCGUGAGAAGCCGCUUGUAAACAGAGCCGGGCCGGGAUGGUCGGCGGCCGGAGCGGAGCCGCUGGCGGUGAGGAGGGCGGGCUGUCUGGGUCGGGGCCCUGCCGGGAGUCGGCUGCAGGCCGCGCGGGCGACCAGACCCAAGGCACGGAAACCCAGGAUUGGUGCUGUGUUGCUCUGACAAAUACUGCCCUGCUGUCUUCACAGAGGGCCCCAAGCACAAGCUUCCCAUGUGUCUGUGCUGGACCUCCUCUAGGCAGCCAGAUAGAUGAAGGGUUCUUCCACUGGUUCCCACGGCUGCAUUGCUGAGACACUGCUCUGUGUUGGCUGAAUGUUCGCAGCAGCCUUUCCUGAAGCAGUGUAGGAAGCUUCGACCGCUUGGAACCCGUGUCAUGGAAGCUUUGGAGGUGGAUGACAUCAGCCCUGCCUUAGAGGUGACUGAGGACUUCUUUAGCACUUUUGAUAGUAAGCUGGAAAAGGCUGUGCCGCAAGCAGAGGUGUAUGGGAUUCAGGAAGUCCCUGAACUGGUGGGGCAUGAGGUCCUCAGUACCAUAACCGACAAUGGUGCUUUGAGAAAUGUUGCCUCCCUGGGCAAGGGGACCAUGAUUUGGGACCACUGUAAGAGCAGGCUCCUAGAAACCAAAGCUCAAAAUGUCUUCCCUGCCAAAGAACAGCUUAUGGUCCAGAGAGGGACAGCCCCAGAUAACCUCUCCUGGAUGGAGCAAAAGGAAGCGUCAACCUUCAACUUUUUUAACAUCUGUCAGCGUCGGAGGGACAGACCUCGCUCUGUGAAUGACUUAUUGGAUGAGACCACAACUUUCAAGCCAGGACAUGCUCGGUCAAGGUCCGACAUAACCCAUGUAGACUGGCGGCUUGUCCUUAGCACCAUGCCUUUGCAGCAGCAACAGCAACAACUAGCCCUUCAAGGCCCUCACUUUGCCAGGCCGUCUUUUCUGUUGCCUUCGCCCAGUAAGGUUGAAGAUGCCCAAGGAAAUACAGAACACAAGCAGACAUUCCCAAACAUACUGAAGAAGGGCUAUCUGGAGAUCAGGAAGAACCAUGACAGUUACUGGCAAAGCUGCUAUGCCGAGCUCUCACCCUAUAACUUACACUUCUACAGCCUGGACAGCAGCGGGAACCAAAGCCCGUAUGCCACGUACCAGCUGUCACACUUCCAGAGCAUAUCCGUUCUAGGCAAUCUGGAGGCCAGGAUGGUAGACACUGUUCUCUAUGACAAUUCUCAGCUGCAGCUAAAGGCGGAGUCCCCGUGGGAGGCAUUGGACUGGGGGCAGAAGCUCUGGGAAGUGGUGCAUGCUGCCGCGCCCAAUUGCAUGGGCCGGCAGGAUGAGCUGGCAAACGCACCAGGACUUGGUCAUCAUGGUGACUGUACACAGACCCACUGUUUACAGAAGCAAUCCAGUGGGCUGCUGUCCACCCCUGUCUUGGACAGCCCCAAGCAGUACCAAAACAUCCUCAAAUCAGGGACACUCUACAGACUGACCGUCCAGAACAACUGGAAGGCAUUUACAUUUGUGCUGAGCGAGGCCUACCUGAUGGCCUUUCACCCUGGCAAGCUAGACGAGGAUCCCCUGUUGAGCUACAAUGUGGAUGUGUGUCUGGCUGUGCAGGUAGACAACCUGGAUGGCCGUGACUCUUGCUUUCAAGUCAUUUUCCCCCAAGAUGUCCUCCGCCUCCGGGCCGAGACCCGACCGAGGGCUCAGGAAUGGAUGGAAGCUCUGAAGGCGGCAGCCAACGCGGCGAGGAGGAGUUCCGAGCAAAACCUGCAAGUCACACUGAGGAACAAACCCAAGGAUCAGGUGGGUGGCCGGGAGCUGCGGAAGAACAAGCGUCAGUCGGUGACCACCAGCUUCCUGAGCAUCCUGACAACCCUGUCUUUGGAGCGAGGCCUCACCGCUCAGAGUUUCAAAUGUGCAGGAUGCCAGCGAUCCAUUGGCCUUUCCAACGGCAAGGCCAAGGUGUGCAAUUACAGUGGGUGGUACUACUGCGGCAGCUGCCAUGUGGACGACAGCUUUCUCAUCCCAGCACGAGUCAUUCACAACUGGGACACUUCAAAAUAUAAGGUGUCCAAGCAGGCCAAGGAGUUCCUGGAGUAUGUGUACGAAGAGCCCCUGAUCGACAUCCAGCAGGAGAACCCCAUGCUGUACCUCCACGCGGAGCCGCUGGCCACCGUGGCCCGGCUGCGGCAGCAGCUGAAGUCGCUCCGAGCCUAUUUAUUCAGCUGCCGGGCAGCAGUGGCAGAGGACCUGCGCCGCAGGAUUUUCCCCAGAGAAUACCUCCUUCAACAGAUCCACCUGUAUUCUCUCGCUGACCUGCAGCAGGUGAUAGAGGGCAAGCUGGCUCCGUUCUUGGGCAAGGUCAUUAAAUUCGCCACCUCGCACGUCUACAGCUGCAGUCUUUGUAGCCAGAAAGGGUUCAUCUGCGAAAUCUGUAACAAUGGAGAGAUCCUCUAUCCCUUUGAGGACAUUUCAACAAGCAGGUGUGAAUGCUGUGGCGCCGUCUUCCAUUCCGAGUGCAAAGAAAAGUCUGUCCCCUGCCCACGCUGUGUCCGCCGGGAGCUGCAGAAGAAGCAGAAGUCCUUCUGGCGCCAACUGAACAUGGAUGAAAGCCUGGAGGAGGCGUGCACCAUGUUCGAGCUGUCCUACCAGAACACCUGACUGCAGGCCAGGCUGCUCUCCCCCACCACCACCCGAGGGGCCACUCAUGCCCAUGCGGAUGACGCUGUUUCUUCUUCAGCUAGAUGUAGAUAUCUAAGUUAUUUAUUUAUAUUAUACACACCUCUACGUCCUGUACGUAUGCUUUGUAUAACCCACUGUCCAAGAGGUCCAUAGAGAUCCUAUGGCUGAACUCCUACCAGAUAACUGGGUUACACUUGGCCAUGAAAUUCAGUGGCUUGCUCCCAGCAACUGUGGUUUACACACAUUGCUCUGUAGUUCAGACCCCUAUCUAUACUCCCACCGGCUCUAAGGGCCGGGCUACUGCACGGGCAUCAGAAGAAGCAUCUCCCAUGGCUAAGCUCAGGAUUGUCACUGAGUUUUAGCCUUUGCUAGGGAAACCAAGGUGGAGACCAUUGUCAUCUGCUUCACAUGGAAAUCUCCAAAACACGGUGCUUCUGGAUCCUUCCAGGCACCAGAGUCCUUGGCAGAGAAACAAUGAAGCAGAGCCGCACAGCAGAAACCCAGAGGGUCCCUCCCUCCAACAGAAAACACGAGGAGCAGAGCUGCCCUGGGUUUGAAGUUAAUCCCUGAAAGUGACUACAGAAGGCCCUCAGUGGCCAGUCACUGCAUGUCCUCCAUCUGUUUGCUGGUACGAAGCCCAGCAACUGCCUGAUGGUACCUGCCAGAGUGGGCACGGACGUCCUCAGAACAGGUUUCCAAGCAUGGUGUGGAGGAUGUUUGUUAUCUUUUUCAUAGUGCAGGCCAGGAGGAAAUGUCCCGGGAUUGUCCUCAAGCAUAUCCGUAUAUAGACUGCUAGGCGUAUGCCACACACAUCUUGGGGGACACGGUGUUUCCUCUCCUGGAGGCCUGCAGAGGCAGUGGCCCCCUGUCAUUUUGAAUGUUUUGUUUCUCAUUGUCCUUCAGAGCACUUUUGACCCUUCACCAGUCCAGGUGACGCCUCUUGCUUUUGUAUGCUGGGUGUUGCGUUUGUCUGGGAUGGGGGCGUAUUUUAAGAAAGGGGCUUGCUGUAUAUCCCUGGCUGACCUCAAGCUUGUGAUCCUGCUGCCUCAUCCUCC